CGCGGAAGUACUUCAUUUUCAAAAAUGUACAGGCAUGAAGGUUAGACAGCUGAGCGGGGUGGACUCAGUGUGAUUGAUCCUGUUCAGAGGAUCCACUCUCUGGGAUGGAGAAUGGGGUGGCACCCACCAAAGGAGAGGGCUUCCUCUCCAGGAUGGCCCUCAAUGACAACAAGGCUGGUAUGGAGGGUCUUGACAGGGACAAGAUCAACAAAAUCAUCAUGGAGUCAUCCAAGGGAUCUAGGUUUUAUGAGAGUGAGCUGAAGAAAGAGAAGCAGGUGAACCAACGCAUUGAGAAAAUGAUGCUACAAAAGGCACAGAUCACAGAACAACAGUUGAAGAAAGCCAAAGCUCAGGUGGAGAAGAUGGCCAACGAGUUUGAAAGGAGUCGCAAUCUCAGCCGUGUGAUUGUACAUGUGGACAUGGAUGCUUUCUACGCUGCUGUGGAGAUGAGAGACUGUCCUGAGCUGAAGGACAAGCCCAUGGCUGUAGGAUCCAUGAGCAUGCUGUCAACAUCUAACUACCAUGCCAGGAAGUACGGGGUUCGAGCUGCCAUGCCUGGGUUCAUUGGGAAGAAACUCUGCCCCAACUUAGUUAUUGUUCCAACCAACUUUGAUAAGUACAGAGCUGUGAGUGAAGAGAUCCGGGAGAUUUUUGCAGACUAUGACCCUUACUUCCAGCCAAUGAGCCUGGAUGAAGCCUAUCUGGAUCUUACAGACCACCUGGAGCAGAGACAGAGCUGGCCAGAAUCCUCACGUACUCAUCGCUUCCGCAGCAACGCUACAGGUGAAGAGCAGACUGAGCUUCCCCAGGUGACAGUGCCAGAGGAAAAUGACCUCUCUCCAGUCCUGUUUGAGGACAGCCCGAGCACCUCUCUCUGCUUGUUUGACUCUGAAGGUGUCGAUGCUGCUGGUAGUGCAGUCGAGGUGUUUGGGACGUCUGUUGAGGAGGCUGUGAGAGAGAUACGCUUCCGCAUUGAGCAGAAGACCAUGCUGACUGCCAGUGCAGGAAUUGCUCCAAACACGAUGCUUGCCAAGGUGUGCAGUGACAAGAACAAACCCAACGGCCAGUACAGACUCCCCUCCACUAGAGAGGCAGUCAUGGAGUUUGCCCAGAAUCUCCCAGUUCGCAAAGUGUCUGGCAUAGGGAAAGUGAGCGAGAAGAUGCUGAAUGCUCUUGGCAUCAGUAGCUGUUCUCAUCUUGGCCAGCAGAUGGGGUUGCUGUCGUUGCUGUUUUCGGAGACAGCCUGGCAUCAUCUCAUGCAGGUUUCCCUGGGUCUGGGCUCCACGUGUUUACCUAGGCAUGAAGAAAGAAAAAGCAUGAGCACAGAAAGGACAUUCAAAGAACUGAGUAAUGUUGAGGAGCAGUUGUCUUUUUGCAGGGAGCUCUGCGAAGACUUAGCAGAAGACAUGAAGAAAGAAGGUCUAAAGGGUAAAACGGUAACACUGAAGCUUAAGAACGUGAACUUUGAGGUAAAAACCAGGGCGCUGACGCUGCCCUGUGCUGCUGCUACAGCAGAGGAGAUAUUUGCUGUUGCUAAGGGCCUACUGAAAACAGAAAUUGACAAUGAAAGCCCCCAGCCUCUCAGAUUGAGACUCAUGGGUGUAAGAAUCUCCGCCUUUGUCAGUUUGGAUGAUAAAAAGCCCCUACAGAGGAGCAUUGUUGGCUUUCUCAAGCCAGGCCAGACAGACUCUAGCGGCUCUCCCCAAGAAAUGAAUCAAAAGCUUGUGAAAAAGGAUCUCUCCAAUCACUCAGACCAAACUGGGCCACUUGCUUGUCUUCCCCUUGUGCAGAAGUGCCAGAGACAAGAGGAAGUACCCUGGGGGAGUAAGCAGAGGGGGUUCGAGGGGGGUCAGACUAGUGAGGAACCCAAACAGUCAUUCUUCCAAAGGGCUCAUGCCAAAAGACUCCAACUCCAGGCAGCGAAUGCAAGCACACAAAAGGAAGUAAAUGGGGAGAAUGGUUCUGUUAUUACGUCCCCAGGCCCGUGUGGUGAAAAGGGUGUAGAGUCAUCAACAGAAGCAAACAAUAGUGACCAUACAGCCUCUGAUCCCUCAGAAAAUGACCUUGUCUCCCCCGUAGAGGCCCAUGCAUCCACAUCAGGCUGUGGCGGCACAGUGUCAGAGAGCCUCACCUGUCCGGUGUGUUUCAGGCAGGUGGAGACCACUGAUUUAAAUGUCUUCAACAGACAUAUAGACCAGUGUCUCAGUGAUUCCUCUGGAAAGCCAAGCCAAUGGACAGUUUCUGACUCAGAGUCAGACCUGGACCCAGAGAAGGACCAGAAAGAAUGUGAAGAGUUUGAGUCAAACAGAGUUUUUUUGUUGAUCAAUGGUGACAAUAAAACUGUGACCUCGCAACAGCCUCGGUCAUGUAUUGAUAAAGGCCCCGUCCUCAUCUGCCCCGUAUGUCAGCUGACCCAGGAUAAUGAUGACCUCAUUAUCUUCAACCAACACGUUGACCUCUGCCUGAACCAGGAGGUCCUUCACAAGCUGGGGGGGCAGACAUCAUCUCACAUAAAUCCACCUUCAGUUAUAAAAAGCAAAACCAUAGACAGAAACCGUCUCCUUCCAAUACAAGCAAGUAAAGGCAAAACCAAAAGACGGGACUCCCCUUCAUCUUCUCCAUCCAAAAAGGCUAAAGGCCUUGGUCCUCGCAACACCAUUGACAAGUUCUUCAGGUGACAGUUAUGCACGAAGAACGUCCAUCCUCAUCCGGAGGAACUGAAAAAGUUUUCUUCAGGAAAUUGAAAACACUUCUCCCCUCCUGCUCCACUGGGCAAUUUUUAAUUGCACACAAAGCCAUAUUGAAUUUUUCUCCUCAGAAAUCUGGUAUUAAUGAAGUAUUUGCACUUAUAAUGCAGACACAAGAAAGGAAAUUAAAGACGAAAAAAGACAAACUCUGUAUUGGUUUUUUGCAAACUAAUGGAAAUAUGUUUGCCAGUUUUAUUUCCUGUUUCUGUUACUCACUGAAGAUAGGUGGCAUGUUUUUUUAUUUUACUGCGUCAUGGAUCAUAGGGGUAUAUAUUGAUACUGAUGUGCCUGUGUGAGUUUUUCUAAUUUAUCUUCAUGAAGUUCUUUUUUUAUUCAGAUAUUUGCAGUCAUUUACAGGUGUAUUUAUUGUGUUGUACUGUGUAUGUUUAAUAAUGAAGAUAAGAGUAUC
Messenger RNA from Anoplopoma fimbria (sablefish), 3156 nucleotides. RefSeq names its product polymerase (DNA directed) kappa (gene polk). The record is from RefSeq and is a predicted model, not a curated record. The coding region runs from base 105 to 2678 and encodes 857 amino acids. Gene Ontology annotation, biological process: error-prone translesion synthesis. Lineage: Eukaryota; Metazoa; Chordata; Actinopteri; Perciformes; Anoplopomatidae. Gene Ontology annotation, cellular component: nucleus. Gene Ontology annotation, molecular function: damaged DNA binding; DNA-directed DNA polymerase activity. The transcript has 15 exons.